GAAGACGAACGCCGAGUCUUAUUCGACGAGCGUGCGAGCGAACAAUACGUUCAUCCCAAGCUUCAUCUUGUCCUUGGACUGAAGUUUCUUCGCCCCCAAAGGAAAAACCCUUACCCAGAUCGAACCAUCCAAGGGGACGUCGGACACCAGCUGCCAUGUCGGUGUCAAAUUGCCGGCGGCGUCGCGACCCCGGCCGUUUGUCCGUCGCACGCCACGCCGUGGUCAGCGUGGUGGGGGGACCCGCGGUGAUCCUGGUGGUCAUCAUGGCCCCCACCAUGCUCACCUCAAGCUGCCUGCUUUUUCUUCUCCCUCCAUUGGCUCUCGCUAGCGAAAAAUGCGAGGAAAGGGUUAAUAUCAGCUUCAGUUCUCCGCAUUACCUCGUCUUUGAAUUCGAGUCGUCACCACAUCCCGAUCCCCAUGGCCUGGAGAACCUCUACGCCCUAUCGGGCUUCUUCACGUCAGUCGUCGCCCCGUCCGGGGUUCCUCAAGCGCUGCUCGAGAGUGACAUAGUGGAAGACCCUAAAAAGCACAUCAAGGACAACCUGGCUAGGAUCAUCAAGAACUUUCCUCGGCUCUUCACCCUGGCUGGCGUCGGACUAUUUCUCGCCUUCAUUGUUCCCGCCCUGGCCUCCAUCGCGUUCUGCUGCCGCUGCCACUGCUGGUGCUUUGCCAGCGUAUGCUGCGGCCGUUGCGUCCCGCCUGAGGGGCCUCCCGAUCAGCCGCUCAGACGAAAUUUCUGCGGUCUCGUGCUGUUCCUCGUCAUCGUCGUCAUGCUGUCCGCCCUGUUCUGCGCUUUAGUGACCAACUUCUACGUCUCCUUGGGACUCAACGGCCUCGUGCCACAAGCCAACCACACCAUCAGUGACGUGAAAACCUUGUACCAGAAGACCAAGCGCGAGGUGGACUUCGUUUUGGUGCGGAAUUACAACGAAUUCAAGGCAGACAUGUUCCUGAAACUAGAAUCCUGCGUCAAAGCCACCGAGGACGACUUCGCGGACAUAUUUGGAGACACGCCGUUUGCGGGCAUAUCCGAAGUGGCUGAUCGUCUCGGGAACGCCACGGCGACGCUGAGGACUGUGGGAGGCCACGUGACGGAUCUGAACACUCUGGUGUCCGGCAUGCACGCGCUGGAGACUCGAAUCCGUGGCCACCUGGGAUCGGCAUUUGCGAAGUGCAACACAACCCCGACCAACCUUCCGCUCACCGACUGCAUGAAGGUCAAGAGCGUCGAGAAUGUCAUCGUGUCGGGCGCCCCGCGGGGACGGGACUGGAUCUCUCCAGACGGACUGGCCGCAGCCGAGGGUGAGCUUAGCAACCCGACAAUCAAGAACUAUCGGACCACACUGACGACGUUCACCCAAAAGCUCCCACGAAAGGCGACGUAUCUGGCGGAGCUGAACCGAUCCGUGGACGAAAUCCGGUACAUCGUGGAAACGGUAGGCGGGAACCUGGAACAGAUCAGCGGACGCUUCAACUUGCCCUGGGGCCGACACCCGGACACCCUGAUCAAGUACAGGGGCAAGCUCGAGAACCUGCUGGCGGAACUGGACGAGCCGCUUCGCCGGUACCUGCUCGCCGCGUACGCCCUGCUGGCCGUCCUGGCUUGUCCGGUGAUGGUCUUCUUGGUGGGGCUCUGCUGCGGAUGCUGUUGCGCCCCGACGAACGGGUGCUGCGGGCGCGGCUGUUGCGGUGGCUGCUGCCUCUCGUGCGCCGCCUACUUCUUGGCCAUCGCCUUCGGCGUCUCCAUGACGGCGGCGGUGCCCGCCAUGUUCGCCGGGCACGCCACCCAGGGUUCCACGUGCGAUGUCUUUGAGGAUCUGGGAGGACCGAAGUCGCGGAGCCUCGUUCAGUUUGUGCUGGCCGAACUGCGCAAGCGCAAUAUUGGCGCCACGCGUCGCUCCCGCGUCGGCACCCGCCAGCCUCUGGAUCACGUGAGCACGGAGACGAUGAUGGACAUCGCCAAACGCUUCAGCCAGUGCGGCGAGACUCCGUACAGCCUGUUCAGGCUCUUGGGCGAAGAGCUGGUGCGCAACAUCACCCGUAGCAUGGGCAAGCCCUGGAACCUCACCUGGAUCGUGGACGGCGGUGGUCCAAUCAACUUCAGGGCGGAGCUGGACAAGUUCAGCGUCGUGCCUGAGGCCGCCAUGACUAUGCCUCCGCUGGAUCCGCUAACUGCCGGGCUGAAGGAUUUGCGCGCUCUUAACUUCAGCAUGCUGGACGUCCCUGAUUACCAAAGACAGGCCAAGAAUCGGCCGCUCAUGUACGACUUGUCAGCAGUGACCGACCAGGUGCAAGCCCUGACCGUUGACGGAAGGCUAAUCUCACUGCGCACGGAGUUGGACCUAGGCCUUUCGGAACUUAGACAGCUGGUAAUGAUCUACACCACUUUUCAAGAAAAAGUCACUGAGCUGCUAACGGAGCUGGACAAGGUGGAACAUCUCUUAACGAUCAACGGGAGUCGUUUCGGGGACUACACAGCAGACAAGAUACGGGAGUCCGUGAAUAAUGCCGCCAAAGUGACCGUGAACGUCCAUAAACUGCACGGCCUGUCCAGCAGCCACACGACGAUGCUCGCGAAAACCGUGGACUUCUAUCUGGACCACGUCAGGGAACAGGUCAGGGAGAACAUCGGGGACUGCAGGCCGGCGUACGGAAUGUACAAGGGCAUCGUGAAUUCCGUCUGCACCGAUCUCGUGCUGCCCUUUAACGGCUUCUGGUUGAGCGUCGUGACCUUCCUCUUGGUCGGAAUCUUCGCAAUGGUCACAGCUCUGUGCCUGUCGUCGUUGUAUUCGGCGACGGGAGUCGAGGAAGUUUCGGUGAAUACCGUUGAAGCCUGGCCCGCUGAGCUGGGCACGAUCGUAGCUCCCUCGUCGCCACCGGAUGUCGAGGAGCCGCUGCCAAAGGAAGAAAGCGAGAUGGAAGAGACUCCGCCCUUCAUUACGAAAGCAACGCAGACGCUGCCAAAACAGACUGCGCUUGGUGACUCUGCUUCCAACAGCGAAGAGAGUCCGCCCUCGGCUUCGAAAGCAACGCAGCCAGUGCCGCUCAAACAGACUUCAGUUGGCGAGCCGACCUCAAAUGAUGGAGACCUCUCUGCAGUCACUACCAAGCAAACGAAGGCCCUGAGAUAG
Messenger RNA from Ixodes scapularis (black-legged tick), 3131 nucleotides. Its product is annotated as prominin-like protein. The record is from RefSeq and is a predicted model, not a curated record. Gene Ontology annotation, cellular component: membrane. Bases 156 to 3131 code for a protein of 991 amino acids. NCBI's taxonomy places the organism in Eukaryota, Metazoa, Arthropoda, Arachnida, Ixodida, Ixodidae. The transcript is spliced from 24 exons.